Molecule: messenger RNA, 2810 nt
Organism: Lycium barbarum (goji berry)
Lineage: Eukaryota; Viridiplantae; Streptophyta; Magnoliopsida; Solanales; Solanaceae
Product: nucleolar complex-associated protein 3
Exons: 14
Coding region: 165-2654 (829 amino acids)
Biological process (GO): DNA replication initiation
Cellular component (GO): nucleolus
Molecular function (GO): chromatin binding
Source: RefSeq, a predicted model, not a curated record
UCAUCUUCCUCUCUCUGCAUAUUAUACCAACUCUACAGUUUUUUGUUUUACUGGCUUGAUUUUGUUACUGUGCUCUAAUUUUCGUUUUAGCAAGAAAUUUAACUUACUAAAUAGAAAAGCCCUUUCUUGAGGUGCUCACUGCCAAUUAACCUAGGUUAUUAGUAAUGGGAAAGAAAAAGCAAAAGAUUGUGCUGCCACCAGACCUACCACCUGAAAUUCCUGAUGAAGCAGUUGAAAUAUCAGAUGAUGACGUGGCUUUCGUUAACGAAAAUAGAGAAUAUACUGACUUCUUGUCCAAUUUGGAUACCAAGUCUAUUAAUAAGCAAGUUACUCGUGUUGCUGAUGUGAAAGAAGAUGAGCUGGAGUCUCUUUAUGAAAAGCGGUUAAAGAAGAAGUCACUUAAUAAAGAAAUAGAAAAACAGGGGCUAGAGGUUGAUCCUGUGGAUGCUCUUCCUGUGAAGACAUUAGAUGGAAAACUUUAUUACAGGACAGCGCCAAAGGCUACACAAAAAUCUGAAAACGAAGAUAAAGAUGAAGCGAAUACUGACAACAAAGAUGCUGGUAGUGAUGCAAGUGUGGUGAGGCUGACUAAAGCCGAGAAGCGUGCAAAAUUGAAGAAAAUGAGGAAAGAGGCUAAGAAACAGGCAAAAGAGGUGGCAGAAGUAGAGGAUGUUCAGCAAAUACCUCAAGCUGAAGUCUUGGAUGAGGUGAGAAAAGAUAUGACAGCAGAAGAGGCCAAUGAAAAAAAGAAGUUUAGACUAGCUGAGCUGGGAACUGCACUGCUUACAGAUCCCGAAUUAAACAUCAAGUCUCUCAAGGAGAUGCUGGAGAUUUCUAAAGAUGGUGAUCGUGAUAUAGUGGUACUUGCCCUUAAGUCUUUGUUGGCUGUUUUCAGAGAUAUCAUUCCGGGGUAUCGCAUCCGGCUGCCAACUGAAAAGGAGCAGGAGAUGAAAGUUUCAAAGACUGUUAAGAAAAUGCGGUUCUACGAAUCUACCCUCUUAUCUGCAUAUAAGGCGUAUAUACAGAAGCUGAUAGCCAUAGAAAAGCAGGCUGUAUACAAACGUGUCGCAGUUCGCUGCAUCUGUACUUUACUCGAGGCAGUUCCACACUUCAAUUUCCGAGAGAGUUUGUUAGCUGCUGUCAUAAGAAACAUAAGCUCUGAGGAUGAUAUAUCGAGGAAACUUUGCUGUGCUACUGUUAAGUCACUUUUCACCAAUGAGGGGAAGCACGGUGGUGAGGUAACUGUGGAGGCUGUUCAAAUGAUCGCAGACCUUGUUAAAGCUCAUGAUUGUCAACUACAUCCGGAUUCCAUUGAGGUGUUUAUGUCUCUGACAUUUGAUGAGGAUCUUGGCAAGCGUGAAUCUCAAGAUGCUCAUAAAUUUAAAAGUAAAAAUGCUAAAAGAAAGGACCUUAAGGAGCAAAAAAAGGAGCAGAAAGAAUCUGCCAACGAGAGAAAGAGAACACGUAAAGAGAUGAUGUCAAAGACACGAGAAGAGGUCACUACAGAAUUGAAGGCUGCUUCAUUAGCUACAGAUGUUACUGAAAGGAGAAGGAUGCAGACUGAUGUAUUAUCAGCUAUUUUUGAGACAUACUUUCGUGUCCUAAAGCAUGCAUUAAAACCUAGAUCAGAAGCAGGUUCCUCACCUCAGUCAGCUGGAAGUCAUCCACUUCUUACUCCUUGUCUUAAUGGAAUUGGAAAAUUUUGCCAGCUUAUUGACUUAGAUUUCAUGUCCGAUCUCAUGAAUUAUCUGAGAAAGCUUGCUAGAAGUGGCAAUAACUCUGAUGGCUCUUCCAAGGAUGUUUCAGCAUGUCUGACGGUAUCUGAGAGGCUCCAGUGUUGCAUUAUCGCUUUCAGAGUGAUGAGAAACAAUUUGGACGCACUGAAUGUUGAUCUUCAGGAUUUCUUUGUCCAACUUUACAAUCUGAUAAUUGAGUACAGGCCAGGAAGGGAUAAAGGUGAGAUCUUAGCUGAAGCUUUCAAGAUAAUGCUUUGUGAUGAUCGACAACAUGACAUGCAAAGAGCUGCAGCUUUUAUAAAACGUCUAGCUACAUUCUCUUUGUUCUCUGGGUCUGCUGAGUCCUUGGCUGCCUUGGUGACAUUAAAGCAUCUCCUUCAGAAGAACGUGAAAUGCCGGAACUUAUUAGAAAAUGAUGCUGGAGGUGGCUCCGUCUCUGGUGCCAUUGCAAAAUAUCAGCCUUAUGCAACUGACCCGAAUCUUAGUGGUGCACUUGCUUCAGUGCUUUGGGAGCUGAACCUCUUGUCAAACCAUUACCACCCAGCUGUUUCUACAAUGGCAUUGAACAUUUCUAUGUUGGGCACUGGCGAUAACCAGGUUCACCUGUCCAACAAAACUCCUCAACAAGCUUUUAAGGAGUUGUCACUUGAGCAGGAAUCGUUCCUCGUAAAAGUUGAAAGCUCAGGUACCAAGAGGAAAAAGGGGAACGCCUCGCUAAAGCAUACUAGUAUGGGGACUGACCUUGAUUUCACUGUUCAAGUUGAUGAAAAUGAUGUUAAAAAGAAACUCUCUGAGCAUUACUCGCUGAUGCAUGACAUAGCUGAAAAUGAAAGACUAAGAGGGGAAUUGGUUGGGACAACAUUGUCUCUGAAUCUAUAUGAAAAAUAUAAAAGGCAGAAGAAAAGAAGAACAAAGUAGUCCUACGUUGUCUACAAUUUUGUAGGUAGAUCUACUUAAAAGGUUUAAGCAUUCUACUGUAUUUUUGGAUAGGAAAGUGCAACUCCCGAUUGUUUUGUACAAACUAGGCAUAAUGCCUAUUUUGCUUUCCAAUUAUGAAAUGGAUCUGAUUAUUUA